This is a messenger RNA of Talpa occidentalis (Iberian mole), 1586 nucleotides long. It is a transcript of the gene BPIFB3, whose product is annotated as BPI fold containing family B member 3. The record is from RefSeq and is a predicted model, not a curated record. The transcript has 15 exons. The coding region runs from base 1 to 1419 and encodes 472 amino acids. Gene Ontology annotation, molecular function: lipid binding. Lineage: Eukaryota; Metazoa; Chordata; Mammalia; Eulipotyphla; Talpidae.
AUGUUGGGCUUGUGGUCCCUGCUUCUCCUCGGGGGUCUGGUGACUCCAUGCCAGGGGCUGCUCGAGGCAGUAGGCACGCUUGCUCGGAUUGACAAGGAUGAACUCGGCAAAGCCAUUCAGAACUCACUGGUCGGGGGACCAAUUCUGCAAAAUGUUUUGGGGUCGGUCACAUCGGUGAACCAGGGCCUCCUGGGCUCUGGGGGACUGCUCGGAGGAGGUGGCCUGCUGAGUUAUGGAGGGAUUUUUGGUGUUGUUGAGGAGCUCUCGGGCCUGAAGAUCGAAGAACUCACUCUGCCGACAGUGUCGCUGAAGCUGCUGCCGGGGAUUGGGGUGCAGCUGGGCCUGCACACCAAGGUGGGCCUGCAUGGUUCUGGCCCCCUGGGGGGCCUCCUGCAGCUGGCAGCCGAGGUGAACGUGUCUUCGCGGGUGGCGCUGGGCAUGAGCCCGCGGGGUACGCCCAUCCUCAUCCUCAAGCGCUGUAGCACCAUCCUGGGACACAUCAGUCUUCUCUCGGGGCUGCUGCCUGCACCGCUCUUUGGGAUCGUGGAACAGACACUCUUCAAGGUGCUGCCGGGACUGCUGUGCCCUGUGGUGGACACUGUGCUGGGCGUGGUGAAUGAGCUCCUGGGGGCUGUGCUGUGCCUGGUGCCCCUUGGGGGUCUUGGGUCCGUGGAAUUCACUCUGGCAACACUGCCACUCAUCUCUAACCAGUACAUAGAACUGGACAUCAAUCCAAUUGUGAAGAACAUAGCUGGUGACAUCAUCGACUUCCCCAAGGCCCACGUCCCAGUCAAGGUGCCCCCCAAGCAGGACCACACAUCCCAAGUGACUGUACCUCUGUACCUCUUCAAUACUGUGUUUGGACUUCUGCAGACCAAUGGUGCCCUCGACAUAGACAUCACCCCUGAGCAGGUUCCCAGCAAUAUUCCAUUGACAACUACAGAGCUGGCGAAUUUGGUCCCUGAGGCCCUGGGGAAGUUGACCCCAGGCAAGAACCUCCUGCUCUCUCUGCGGGUGAAAGAAGCGCCCACCAUCACACUCCAGAACAAGAAGGCCACAGUCUCCAUCCCAGCAACCAUCCACGUGCAGUCCUACCAGCAGAAGGAGACCCCGGAAGCCCUCUUUGACCUGAGCGGGGUUAUGACUUUAACUGCCCAGCUGUCUCCCUCGGCUACCAAGCUGCACCUCACCCUGUCCCUGGAACGGAUCAGUGUCAAACUGGCCUCUGCCUUUGCCCAUUCCUUUGAUGCUUCCCAUUUACAAGAAUGGCUCAGUGAUGUGGUCCGGGCAGCAUAUGUGCCGAAGCUCAAUGCGGAUCUGGGUGUUGGAAUUCCCCUGCCUAAGGUUCUCAACGUCAAUUUUGCCAAUGCAGUCCUGGAAAUCAUAGAGAAUGCUGUUGUGUUGACCGUGACAUCCUGAGGCUGAGAGACGGCCACCGUCCUUUUCUGUUGACGGCCAGAGUCCUGUCCACCUGCCCACUCUGUCUUAAUUUCCCUCUAACCUCUAGCCUGUGUCGGUGACAGUAUGUGUCCUUUAGCCACCCAGGCCCACCCAGGUGCUCUGACCCUGCAGCUCUGCCCCCAGUC